UUAGAAUAGAUCAUCAUAGCACAACCAAGAAGAGUUGUGAAUAUCCUUGAGAGAUAUGUGAGGUGUUGUUUUUGAGAGUUUUUAGUUAGAGCUUGUAUGUCUCUUCUUUCUAUUCUUGAAAGUAAUAGAAGUGUUUUUUCUCUCAUAUUAGCACGAUACUAGUAUUCCCAACAAGUGGUAUCAGAGCCUGGUUGAGCUUUUGAUAUUUUUCCCAGAUUUUUUCCAGACAAAAUUCUACUGUCUGAAAAAAUCGAGUUUUUCAGUAUUGCUCGGAAUUGCAAUCUGAAUAUACCGUUGGAUUCGUCUCGUCGAGACGAGAAAACUGUUAUUUUUGGGGAAUUUUUGGCCACCGGAAGCUGCCGUACGCGCCGCCAAACGCCGGCAAAAAACUGCCUGCGUCAUCACGCGCAGUACGUGCAGUCCAGAGGUAGAAGACGGCUGACGUCAUUGCUGACGUCAUCAGCCAUCCAGAGCUGCGUCAGCGCCACGCGUGCAGUCCCAGCACAGUCAGCCGCCACGUCAUCAGUCCACUGCCAUCUGUCACUAAAGUCUAGUCAGCUGCCACGUCAUCGCCAUGUCACUGCCACAUCACCUGCCACGCCACCGGUCAGUUUCUAAAUUUUGAAAAAUUGCAGUUUGGUCCCUCAAAUUUUGAAAAAUUAUAAUUUCGGCCUAUAAUUUUUCGAAAAUUGUAUUUUGACCCCGAAAGUGCCUAUCCACCAUUUUCGGCCGUUCCGGACGCAACGGUGCUGCCCGUUUUUCGAAAUUCUGCUCCGAUUUUUCUCAAACAGAAAAUCGAAAUUAUUUAGAAGGUGAAAAUGACCUUUGACGAGUCAACUUCAUCUUCCGGAGCUAUGAUUAUGCUCACGGCUACCAACUACACGCUAUGGAAAUCUCAGAUGGAAGAUUUCCUUAGCUGUAAAGACCUUGUUUAUCCAAUAGAGAUGAAGGGUAUUAAUACUGACCCGGCCAAGUCAACGGAGUGGAAGAAAAUUAAUAGAAAAACUAUUGGUCAAAUCCGACAAUGGAUUGACCAUAGUGCCUUCCACCAUGUUGCACAAGAGACCGACGCUUAUGCCCUUUGGAAGAAGUUAGAAGAUAUGUUCCAGGCCAAGACCGCUAGGAACAAGGCCCUACUGAUGAGGCGUCUUGUCAAUAUGAAGCUCAAAAGUGGAACUUCUGUUGCCGAACAUACUAGUCAAUUUCAGAGUCUGGUAAAUCAACUAUCAUGUGUAGAAAUGCCACUUGGAGAUGAAAUCAAAUGUCUACUAAUUCUUAGUUCCCUUCCUGAUAGUUGGGAGACACUAGUUGUUACUCUCAGCAACUCAGCCCCAGAUGGCAAACUUACCAUGUCUGUGGUUAAGGAUGCAUUGUUCAAUGAGGAGGCAAGAAGGAAAGACAUGAGCACAGAUGAGACUCAUGCCCUUGUGACGGAGAAUAGAGGAAGAUCACAAGGAAAACAACAAAGAAGAUCACGGAGAAUAGAGGAAGAUCACGGAGAAUAGAGGAAGAUCACAGAUGAGACUCAUGCCCUUGUGACGGUAUAGAGGGUCACAUGAAGAAGAAUUGCUACAAAUUGCUAGAGGAGCGAGGCAAGAGCAAUUCUCAAGCGAAGAACAAGGGUGGUGAAGCGCUCAUCACAAUCUCAGGUGAUGUGGCGUAUUGUACUAUCAAUGAUGAAACAUGCCUUCACGUCUCAAGAGAGGACACUGAAUGGGUGGUAGAUACUGCAGCAUCCUACCAUGUUACUCCCCACAGGUACUACUUCACAACUUACAAAGUUGGAGACUUUGGAGCAGUGAAGAUGGGCAAUUCCAGUUCCUCUGGAAUAGCUGGAAUUGGUGAUGUACAAAUAAAGACGAGUACUGGGAGCACAAUCACUUUGAAGGAUGUCAGACAUGUUCCAGACCUUCGACUCAAUCUCCUGUCAGUGGUAUGUCUUGACGAGCAGGGGUAUGAAAACCACUUUAACAGGGGCACCUGGAAAAUGUCAAAGGGCGUUUUGACAAUCGCUCGAGGACAUAUUUGUGGCACAUUGUACAUUACCCAUUUGAAGAUUUGUACGGAUAGCCUCAACAUUGCUGAGGAUACUUCUCAGAAUCUGUGGCACCUGAGACUCGGCCACAUCGAUGAGAAAGGGUUGACUACCUUGAUCAAGAAGAACCUUAUCAGCAUCGACAAGAACGCUGCAUUGGGUCCUUGCAGUCAUUGUCUGUUUGGUAAGCAACAUAGAGUAUCAUUUAGUUAUACUUCAGCUAAAAGAUCAGAGUUGUUAAGCUUGGUACACUCCGACGUCUGUGGUCCUUUCGAGGUGGAAUCAAUCGGUGGAAGCAGAUAUUUUCUGACUUUUAUCGAUGAUGCUUCUCGGAAAGUGUGGGUGUAUUUCCUGAUUACGAAGGAUCAGGUGUUCAAGAGCUUCAAGACAUUUCACGUCUUGGUGGAACGUGAAACAGGAAAGAAGCUGAAAUGUAUCCGAUCUGAUAAUGGAGGCGAGUACACAUCCAAGGCGUUCGAUGCAUAUUGCAGAGAAUAUGGCAUUCGACAUGAGUACACAUCCAAGGCGUUCGAUGCAUUUUCAAAGUGAUGGACGGGGUGAGUUUGAUAAUCAUAGUAUGCGUGAAAAUUUUCUUAGCAAUGGUAUGUUGUUUAGGAAAUCUUGCCCUGACACUCCUGAACAAAAUGACAUUGCUGAACGUAAACAUAAACAUUUACUUGAACUAAACCGCACUGUGCUUCUUGAAGCAAAACUGCCAGCUAGUUUUUGGGUAGAUGCUGUGUUUACUGCUACCUAUAUUAUUAAUCGUCUUCCCACUCCCAAUUUAAAUGGUGUUUCUCCGUUUGAAAAAUUAUUUCACCACUCACCCGACUUCUCUUUUAUGCGUGUAUUUGAUUGUGCCUGUUUUCCAAAUUUCAUUGCC
This is a messenger RNA of Cuscuta epithymum, 2918 nucleotides long. The record is from the annotation of a GenBank genome assembly. NCBI's taxonomy places the organism in Eukaryota, Viridiplantae, Streptophyta, Magnoliopsida, Solanales, Convolvulaceae.